AUAACAUAUUUGACAGCAAGUGACGUAACAAUCGAUAUCUGUAAUGUCAAUAUUUUUUCAUAAAAUAAUCGAUAUUUGAAUAACGAGUAUAAUAUUAAAAUUAAGUUGAUAUUUUUUAACUUUUUGUAUUAUAGUCUACUUGGAAAGUAGUUUAUAAUUUUAUUGGCUAAGAUUUUCACGCAAUGUUGCUAACUUUUUAUACUUUUAUACAUGUGCUGAAUAUGUAACCAUGUAAUUUGUUUUCUUUCUUCCUAAAAAACGUUUAAAAAUCUACAUUUUGAAAUUUGAUCGAAAAUAUAAUUACGUAAAAAAGAAGACUGUUGGUUAGUGGUCGUUAUUUACAAAUUUUUGAAUAAAAGGAUAAUCAAUAACAAAACUUAAAAAUGUCAAAUAAUAAAAAACAAAAAGAUUGUGGAUAUUACCAAUUAUCUAUAUUCACAACGUUUAGGGAAGAAAAGCAACUUAAAUCAAUCACAAGAAGCAUGAAAAGAAAAAUGAAUCCAAAAUUAAGAAUAUAUGUAAUCUUGAGAUAUAUUUCUAAAGCAUAUAGGAAAGUUAUGGCUGCAGCUAGCUUUUAUAUGAAUAAAAGAAUUUUAGAAAUUCUGGAUAUGAUCUUACCUCAAGAAUAUUUCGGAUCUUCGCAAAAUAGGAAACGUUUCUAUUUUAUCGUUAAUAAGAUAAUGACACAAUCUCGAGGAGAAUGUAUUUUUAAACAUAACUUAUAUGAUGGUUUUGAUUUAGAAUGUAUAAAUUGGCUACCAGAAGCAACAGACGUUACUAAACGACAGAAGCGGUAUUUAAGCCAGACAAAUUGGUACAUUUUAGAACAAAUUGUGAAGCCAUUAAUAAGAAAUUUUUACUUUUGUUUAAAAUCAAUAAAAAGCUACGAAAUUCAAUUUAUACCAUUCAAGAAAUGGAACAAGUUUCAGGCAAACAUAUUCAAAUCGCUCAUUAUUAAUAAACAUUUAAUACACGGCAAAUUUUCUAAUCCAAGAGGGAGUUUGCAGUUGUUUCCAAGAGGCGAUUUAAACCAAAUGAAAUACCGCCCCAUUGUACGUGCCAACAAAUUGAACCAAAUCCAAAAAAUAAGAAUCACUAAGAUAUUGAGAAAAAUUCAGCAGCUUGCUCUGUCUUUUAGUAAAUCAUCUUCACAAAAGGAACUUACUUUUUGGAAAAAGUGUACGGAACAAUUAAAAUCUAAAACAUUGUACGGGAUCACAGUCGAUAUAGAAGACGCUUACGGUAAUGUCAAUAUCAAUAAACUAUGUCAAGCAAUCAUCGAAACUAAAUUCGAACAAGAAGAAAAAUCUUUUCUAAUCAACCACAUACAAAAUCAACAUGUAACUUUUUACAAAAAAAUAUUCAAAUGGUCUCACGGUCUCCUACAAGGAGACCAUCUGUCUCCUUGUCUGUGCAAUCUGUAUCUAAGCAUUUUAGAACAUCAACAUUUAUCCAAUUUUAUCGAAACCAAUUACAGAUUACACCGUGUGGUUGAUGAUUAUUUAUUUUGCACGACCGAUAUCUCGGAAAUCGAGUUGUUUAAACGUACUUUCCAACAACUUUUUCCUAUAAACGAAUCCAAAAUUCAAACAGCGAACGUAGACGACUGUCCCUUAUUGAUUUAUUGCGGGAAGGAAAUUAACUUUGCUACUAAGCAAAUCAGUAAACAUUUUGAUGCCGAAGAAACUUGUUUGAGACAUAAAUUUAAACUUUGGAACGACAAAGUACCAAAGACUAAAGCUGAAAUAAUAACCGCCGCCGUGAGCUUCCGCAGAACUUAUCAUUAUUUCAAACAUUUUCAAUUGAGCGAUCUUCGAGAUACUGCAGCAAUUUUGACUCAAUAUUUCAAAGGAAUGGUAUACGUCGCGUUUAAAUUUGAUAUGACUGUCCGAUCAGUGGCGGAUUUUAGACAGAAAUCGUCGGAUAUGCCGUUUUUAUUACGUCUUAUAAAAGAUACUAUUACCACGCAUGCCAAAAAGGUGUACCACUAUUUACGUAAUGAAUUUGAUUUCAAGUUACUACGGACAAUUGCCAAGAAAGCUUUCAUCGUAGUUUUAAAAAAGAAUUCGUGUUUUUAUAAAGAUAUUAUUAGCUCUUUAUGUUUGAACAAACCAGUAUAUAUACACUUGAAAAAUGCAGACAAAAAUUUGGUCAAAUACUUUACAAAAAUUCCUAUAGAAUUUCAAAAAUUAGAAAUGAAAAGGACCUCUAAAAUCUAAAACAGUAUCACCUCAUAUUAAAAUUCGAAGUUUAAGCGGAGCCCAGAGAAGUUGAACCUCGUCUGUCUCCUCAAUGAAAGUUAGAUACAUUGAUUGAUAUUCUCGCCCAUCAAAUCGGUACACCCCAUACCUUUAUUAUAUUCGCCGAUUGCAUAGUAUCCAUCGAUAUGUAUGAUUUUUUUCUUCAGCUUUUGAGUAUCGUUUAUUAUCGAGGUGGGAUGGGUACCAAAACAGGUGCUCGCUAUGGAAACUACGUUCUUGUUUAGCUAUUUAAGAAACUCCCUUUAGUUCGCUCUAGCGUAGAUUCGUGCGCUCCUCUUUUAUAUUGUUUACUCACGAUCUUUUUGUUGGUCAAGGGACAGUCCUUUGGGAUAGUACCGUUUCCUGUAAAACCAAUCACCGUAAGUUAGACGACUCACAGAUUGAAGCUUGUAAAAAAGUUAUUAAAUAUGAAGUUCUAUGGCAAGUGUUCCUCCUUUGCUCUUUCUACUAACAUGGAAAACAAUUUCUGUACAAUUUCCAAAAAAUUGUUCGUCUUGAGAACAGCAAUUUUUAUUUGUAUCCUGGUACAUAUCACAGCUAACAAGAUACCCAGAUGCAGUAUUGAUGCACCACAUUUUAAAACCAAACCUUAUCGGUUUUCCACGGAUGCAUUUCUUACUUGGAUGACGGCCAAAAUAUUUGAUCAUUGAUUCAUCAUAGUUUAGGUUUUGCUCGCGGAUAUUUUUUUUUUAAUAAACUUUUGAUUCAUCAUAUUGCUUAUCGUUUUGCGUUAUUAUUCACACAGUGUAUAAACUGUAAUAUUGUACAAAAUCGGUUUUUUUCUCAUAGCAUUUGAGACCAUCUUAUUGUGCGUAUCACCUUGGGUGUCCUAAUAACUGUUUGUAUGUGACAUCAAGACAUAUAUUUUUAUAAAACAUACACUUAGAAAAAAUACUCCUUAAUGCGCAAUAGAUAGAUAGGGCUUUUCUAAAGAAAUGUCCUGAUGAAAACUAGAUACAGAUGAGAGUGCAGAGUAUGUAUUUCUAAAAACAUAUUAUAUCCCAAAGCUUUGUAUGAAAUUUUAAGCUCAUUGAUUAAGUCUUUGUAAUUUUCCGCUCUAUAGUUUUCUUGGAAAUUUUGGUUACAAAACAUUUCCAGAUCAUUUAGCUUAUACUCAUACAAAAUGUGUCAUCAGGCCGAGCAUUAUAUGCAACGGUGGUGAAAGUAUGUUGUCAAGGAUUAUUUUCAACUUUCUUCUACCCUGAAGUAAGUGACUUGGGCCAUACUUUUGUGUGUAGUGACUUUUUCUCUCUCUGCUGUCCCAUUCGCAAAUGAAACAGCUUUAUUUUGUGUAAACAAGCUGUAGCCCGACCAAAAGAGCAAUGACUUCAAAAUAUCCACAAAUUUUCCAAACAUGUUCACUGUAUUAAAUUUUUUCAAGAAGGAACUUCAUGUUCUCGUAAGUCUCUUUCAUAUUACGAGUAGAACCAUGGGCAACCGCCACUGAAGGACAUUUGUUUUCGUUGUAAAGCAACACUGCUUUCAAGCUAGUUUUUGAGGAGUUGAUGAACAAUCGCCAAUGACUUGGAUCAUAUUCAAAAUUCAAUAAAUUGAUCACUAUAGGAAUAUGAUUACAAGAAAAAUCAUCUUCUUUUGAAAAGUAAGGUUCCAUUUCAUCAUUACGAUGACGGAAACGGAAAGAAUUUUCGUACCAGGAGAAAGUAAAUUCCAGUUGUUUAAUCUAGACCCUAAAAGCUCAGCUCCUUUUUUAGACAAAAUCAAUUCACGUACUAAUUCAUUUAAUUCACUUUGUAUCAAUAAAUGCGGUUGUUUUGAAGUGGACGGUUCAUAAAAUGGGUCACUCUUUUGAGAUACCUUUUCGAGUUGACUUAGAACAAAUUCCGGACUAGAAACAGAAUUCUGACUUGAUUUGGAGCACAUGCAAAUUGGUACUAUGUAGGAUUAGUCUGCUGGCCGAUGAUAAGUUUGGGUACUUGACGACAAUUUUGGGUAUUUGACAGUGGGUUUGGACUUGGUUGUGUUUGAAUCAAACAAAAAUACUGAUAUGAUCUUUUGGUCCAAAUCAUUAGUACCACAAAAGUUAAAUGUCUAGAUUCUUGUUUAGCACAACUUAAUAGGAGUCUCACACACCGGUUUUUUAAAAAGUGCAUAAUCUCCUGUCUAUGUCAUCUCCAUCGCAAAAUAGCUCAAAUUACUCUACAGGAGAAAAUAUUAUAAUAUUGGUUGUAGUCUGGAUCAGGAAAGGAUUUAGAAGCAUGUUGAAGGUCGCCAACAGUCCAACAGUAAUUUCCUUUCUACAGUAUUUGAAGCUAAAAAUACAUGGUCUGUCUUCAGUGCAGUUUUUGAAGAUUUCUGUUUGAUCCGCUUCUGUAAUGUAUGGUUUUUCUUUAGUAUUGAUAUCGUUGGUCAUAUCUUCUUCAGUAAGACCAAUUCUGCGCCAGAUGCUAAUUGGCGGCCUACAAAUGUUACAAUCAUUGUAAUCUUCAUCUCCCGAUUCUUCAUCAGUAAGAAAACUGGUUUCGGGGGGUACAAUAUAUAUUCAGUCUACUGGUAAAUCAUUGGAAUAUGCAAUUUGAAGAGCUAAGAAAAGUCGCAUUGCCUAGAGUUGCCGUCUGACUACACAUCGAAAUAAACAUGUGCAGGUGUUAAUCAAAUCGGUAUUAUCAAUAAAUUAUAGAAAUAUA
Molecule: messenger RNA, 4906 nt
Organism: Diorhabda carinulata
Lineage: Eukaryota; Metazoa; Arthropoda; Insecta; Coleoptera; Chrysomelidae
Gene: Tert
Exons: 4
Coding region: 384-2219 (611 amino acids)
Biological process (GO): telomere maintenance via telomerase
Cellular component (GO): telomerase catalytic core complex
Molecular function (GO): telomerase RNA binding; telomeric repeat DNA binding
Source: RefSeq, a predicted model, not a curated record